Echinops telfairi (small Madagascar hedgehog) is the source of this 1253-nucleotide messenger RNA. It is a transcript of the gene MXD3, whose product is annotated as MAX dimerization protein 3. Gene Ontology annotation, molecular function: protein dimerization activity; RNA polymerase II cis-regulatory region sequence-specific DNA binding; DNA-binding transcription factor activity, RNA polymerase II-specific. Gene Ontology annotation, biological process: regulation of transcription by RNA polymerase II. The coding region runs from base 68 to 724 and encodes 218 amino acids. The record is from RefSeq and is a predicted model, not a curated record. Lineage: Eukaryota; Metazoa; Chordata; Mammalia; Afrosoricida; Tenrecidae. The transcript is spliced from 6 exons.
GUAACAAAAGUGCUGCAGCGCUGCUCCGCUGGCACCCUAGGUACGCCCGCCGCCAGCUGUCGCCGACAUGGAACCCGUGGCCAGCAAUAUCCAGGUUCUGCUGCAAGCCGCUGAGUACCUGGAGCGCCGGGAGAGAGAGGCUGAGCAUGGCUACGCGUCCCUGUGCCCGCACCGCAAUCCAGGCUCCAUCCACAGAAGGAAGAAACGAGCCCCUCAAGCGCCCGGCACGCUGGACAGUGGGCGGUCUGUGCACAAUGAACUGGAGAAGCGCAGGAGGGCCCAGCUGAAGCGGUGCCUGGAACAACUGAAGCAGCAGAUGCCCCUGGGAUCUGACUGUGCCCGAUAUACCACCCUGAGCCUCCUGCGUCGAGCCAGGGUACACAUCCAGCCCCUUGCCCCCUGGGCUCCGCAGAAGCUGGAGGAGCAGGAGCGGCGGGCGCAGCGACUGAAGGAGAAGCUCCGCAGCAGACAGCAGAGCCUGCAGCAGCAGUUGGAGCAGCUCCGGGCACCUGCAGGGCUGGGCGAGCGGGAGCGGCUCCGAGCAGACAGCUUGGACUCCUCCGGCCUCUCCUCAGAGCGCUGGGACUCCGACCAAGAGGACCUAGAGGUGGACGUGGAGAGCCUGGUGUUUGGGGGUAAGGCAGAGCUGCUGCGUGGCUUCAGCGCUGGCCAGGAACACAGCUACUCACACAACUUCUCACAGGGUGACGAUGCCUGGCUAUGACCUUCGCCAUCCAAAGGCCCCUGCCCACUGCAGACUGACCUAGCCAGGCAGGAGCCCUCCAAGGCUGCUGGGAGCAGGCCGUUGCAGUGGACUGGAAGGACCUGUGUGUGUGCAGGCAUUUCUUGCCACAGAGCUGGCAGCCAGGCAGUUGUUGAAUAGAGGGUGCGUGGUUGAGUCCUGCAAGGCAGGCAGCUUGCGUAUUUUUUUGGUAGCACUUGGCUCUGUGCCCUCAAAGGGGCAGGGAGCUUUUUUAGAACCUGUUUACUACCAGCGCCAAGGACCCUGAGCCUUGGUCCUAUCUAUUACUGUCCAGUGUUUUCACAUAAAAGGAGCCCGGCAGGUGCAGUGGUUAGGCUGAAUUUGAACCCACCAGCAGCCCCUUGGAAGAUGUAGCUGUUGGCGUCGGCAAAGAUUCACAGCCUUGAAAAUCUUACGGGGCAGCGCUAGUGUCUCACAGAGUUGCUGGGUUACAAUGGACUUGAUGGCCAAUGGGUCUUAUUUUCAUUAAAAGCCUCUUUUUAAAAUCUUC